Messenger RNA from Larimichthys crocea (large yellow croaker), 2712 nucleotides. Its product is annotated as taste receptor type 1 member 1-like. Gene Ontology annotation, cellular component: plasma membrane. The transcript has 6 exons. Bases 241 to 2712 code for a protein of 823 amino acids. Gene Ontology annotation, molecular function: G protein-coupled receptor activity. Gene Ontology annotation, biological process: G protein-coupled receptor signaling pathway. The record is from RefSeq and is a predicted model, not a curated record. Lineage: Eukaryota; Metazoa; Chordata; Actinopteri; Sciaenidae.
AAAAAUCACGGAAGGAUUGUUAAAUUCUGCACAUAGUCACAGAAUCACAGUAAUCUACAGCAGCAGUUUAGAUGUUUUUGCAUACCGAUUUGUGAAUUCUCCUCCAACCACUAAUUGAUAUGCAUUUAUCACACCUGCAUGAUCACUGAGGCUUAACCAUCAUCAGUGUCUCAUAACUUACUAAAGGCAGAGCCAAAUCCCAUCAGUACCAGUUCAGACUGGUAAACAGUAACUACAGCAAUGAAACGCUGUCUUGCUUUUCUGUGUAUCCUGGGAACCUUUCUGCAUGCUUUGACUCAAUGCACUUUUCUAGCCUCAGAGUUUCAGCUGGAUGGAGAUUUUUUGAUAGGUGGGCUUUUUAAUAUUCAUCAUGUCAGUACCUCAUUCUAUCAUAACAGACCAGAAGCCCUUGACUGUUCCAGUCGACCCUUCAUAAUGUCAGGUUAUCAGACGUUCCAGUUGAUGAGAUUCGCUGUAGAGCAAAUUAAUAAUUCUACCAACCUCCUGCCAAAUGUGUCUCUUGGCUAUGAGAUAUUUGACUACUGCACAGAUACACACAAUUUUCCAGGGGUUUUGAAACUCAUGUCUGCCGAUGGCUUGAUCCAUCCUUGGGGUGAACAAUACAAGCAACAAACACACAAAUCCAAAGUGAUUGCAGUGGUUGGCCCUUAUUCAAGCACUUGGGUCCUGACUGUAGCACCCCUGUUCAUGAUGGAUCUCAUUCCUAUGGUUAGUUAUGGAUCUGCUGGUUCUGUCUUUUCAAAAAAAGAGAAAUUCCCCUCUUUCUUGCGAACAAUGUAUUCCAAUAAAAACACCAUAGAAGUGAUUGUUAAAAUUUUGCAGUACUUCAACUGGCGCUGGGUUGCUUUCCUGAACAGUGAUAACGAUUAUGGAAAUGAUGGACAAGACUUGUUCAUAAACACGAUAAAGGAUACGGAAAUAUGCCUGGGAUACACCCAAAGUCUUAACGACAAUGCAGAUUACUCUCAAAUAUUCAAACAAAUAAAGGCACAAAAGAUAGGUGUCAUUAUUGUUUUUGGUGCUGAAUGGACUGCUGAAGCUGUCAUUAAGUCAGCAAUACAACUGAAUAUCACAAACAAGGUGUGGAUCGGAGGAAUUGCAUGGUCCUUAAACAAGAAGCUCCCCAAAGAGAAAGGAAUCAAAAAUAUUGGAACUGUACUUGGGGUGUCUCAGCCAGUAGUGACAAUACCUGGAUUUAGUGAUUUUGUCUAUUCUGCAAAAAGCCAGAAUCAUUGUGAAAAUUCACAAAAACAGAAGUUUUGCAAUCAGGUUUGCAACUGCAGUAGCCUGAGUCCAGAUGAUGUCAUUGCUGCAGACCCACAUCUCGCUUUUCCUGUGUAUUCUGCUAUAUAUGCCAUCGCUUAUGCCUUACAUAAUACUUUGCAAUGCGGAGCUGGCAGAUGUGAUGGCAAUAUUACAGUGUACCCACACAUGGUGCUGGAAGAGCUGAAGAAGUCAAACUUUACACUUUUAAACACAAGGAUUGAGUUUGAUGAGAACGGUGACCUAAAGUACAAAAACUAUUCUAUAGUUUUCUGGAACAAUAGUGGUGAUGCUGAGGAGGUCGGCUUUUACAAACUUGACCCAUCAGUUCAUUUCUUCAUCAACAACAGUAACAUUCAGUGGCACAUGAAAGGAGAGGUGCCUACUUCACUGUGUUCCCCAGAAUGUCCUGUAGGAUAUGCAAAAAAGCACAAUGGAGUCCACAAAUGCUGCUUCGAUUGUAAGAUCUGUCCAAAUGGUACUUACAUCAACAGUACAGAGGAUCCCUACAAAUGCAUCCCCUGUAAGGACACAGAAUGGUCUGCAGUAGGAAGUACAUCAUGCAGUCUGCGGGUGGUGGAGUACAUCCCAUUCACAGACAGUGGGGCUAUCCUGAUCAUGGUUGGGACCUGGGCCUUGGUGGGUCUCACACUAGCCAUGUCUGUUCUCUUUGCCAUCAACUACAACACACCUGUUGUCAGAUCUGCUGGGGGACCAAUGUGCUUCCUAAUUUUAGGCUGCCUCAGUCUGUGCAGUCUUAGUGUGUUCUUUUACUUUGGUACUCCAACAAUUUCCUUUUGUAUCUUUAGGCUCCUACCAUUUCUUUUGUUCUACACUGUUUGUCUGGCAUGUUUUGUUGUUCGUUCUUUUCAAAUUGUUUGCAUUUUUAAAAUAGCUGCCAAGUUCCCCAAGCUCCACAGUUGGUGGAUGAAAUAUCAUGGACAAUGGCUGGUCAUCACUGUGGCAUUUGUAAUUCAGGCACUCUUACUUGUUAUUAGCUAUUCUUGUGCCCCACCCAAGCCCUACAAUGAAACAGUUUGGUAUCCAGACAAAAUCAUACUUGGCUGUGACAUUAAUCUUUAUGCAGCCUCUAGUUCUGUGGUUUUACUUACUGCUUUGUCCUCCCUUUGCUUUAUUUUCUCCUACAUGGGAAAAGACCUCCCAAAAAAUUACAAUGAGGCCAAAGCAAUAACCUUCUGCCUGCUGCUGCUGAUCCUCACCUGGAUCAUUUUUGCCACUGUAUAUGUACUUUACCGUGGAAAGUAUAUCCCAACACUAAAUGCUCUGGCAGUGCUCUCCAGUCUCUACUCGUUUCUGUUGUGGUACUUCCUCCCAAAAUGUUACAUCAUCAUUUUUCAACCCCACAAAAACACACAGCAGUACUUCCAAGGUCUCAUUCAGAAUUAUACCAAAACAAUUAGCCAAUAG